This is a messenger RNA of Panicum virgatum (switchgrass), 723 nucleotides long. RefSeq lists its product as uncharacterized. Lineage: Eukaryota; Viridiplantae; Streptophyta; Magnoliopsida; Poales; Poaceae. The coding region runs from base 1 to 723 and encodes 240 amino acids. The transcript has 3 exons. The record is from RefSeq and is a predicted model, not a curated record.
AUGGCUGAAGCAGCUGUUAAUGUUGAUGACACUAUUGAUGAAGAACUAAUGCAUGAAUGUGAUAGGGAUAAUCCAAAUAUGAGUGUUGGCGCACAUUACAAAGACAAAUUUAGGGCUAAUUGUUCUUCUGUUGGCUGCCCAUGGAUCAUUAGAGUUAGAACACAACAUGAUGGCAGCGUCAGGAUACAAAUCAAUGAGGGUGAGCAUAUUUGUGCAUCUACCCAAAGGGUUGUAAGCAAGAUGGCCAAUAUAGGUUGGGUGGCAGAGAGAGCAAUCCCACUUCUCAAGAAGGACCCACAAAUGGGGGCAAAACAACUCCAAGAAGAGCUGAAGUACAAGUACAAAAUUGAGAUACCAUAUCAGACAAUGUACAAUGGCAGGCAGAGAGCAGCUGAUAAGCUUUUUGGUAAGUGGGAUGAUUCAUUCGAUUGGUUGUAUGGAUUUAAAGCAGAGAUAGAGUUGAGAUCUCCUGGGAGUGUUGUAGAGAUAGAUACAAUCACUGAUCCUAAUGAUGGAAAAAUUAGAUUUAGUAGAUUUUUCUGUGCAUUCAAAGCUAGUAUAGAUGGCUUUGUGAAUGGCUGUAGGCCUUACCUGAGUGUAGAUUCCACUGCACUGAAUGGGAUGUGGAAUGGCCAUAUGCCUGCAGCCUUAGGUCUGGAUGGACACAACUGGAUGUUUCCUGUGGCAUUUGGAUUAUUUGACUCAGAGACAAAGGAAAACUAG